AUGGUUGUCUUGAUCCAGCCCAAGUGGCCCCAAACCCUCGCCGACCUCCAGGCCUGCCUCUCGGCCCCCCUCGGCUCCUGCACGAGCUGUCAGGGCCGCUCGAAGACAAAGCCCACCUGCAAGAACCCCAUCAGCAAGAACUCCCGCGAGAGGAUCUCGUCGGUGGUUCUCGACAUCCUCGACAGCGGGAGCCUGUCCUCUGCCGCGCGGCACCUUGAGCGCCUCGCCUCCCUGGUGCUGUGCAGGAGAUGGCACCAGAAGCAGGCCGCAGACAAGACAGCCGAGUGGGAACGGCGCAUACGGGAGUUCCUUGAGCUAAAGGGGGACGGGGAGCAAGAAGGCGGAAAGGGGGAAGCGAAAGCGGAGUCCGAGGGACGGAGAUCGAGGACGGCCACAGUCUCAGUGAAGGCAACAGGGAGCUAUGUUGCCAAGCCGUCGAAUACCGGCCGACUGUCAGUUGCUGAUGGUGUCGAUUUGAAGCCCGUAAUGGAAAAGCGGCUUCUCAGUUUGGUGGUAAAGCACGAGACCGUCAAGGAGGAAGACGACGAAUACAAGCCCAGACUCGAAAGCAUCCCCUUCAACCCCCUGCCUAGCAAAACAGCCAUCUACCCAAGCCCUGUCAAAAAGCCGACCGUCCAUACCUUCACUCCAUACUACCAACGGCCCUUAUCCACUAGAGAAAUAAACAUCGCCAUUAUCGAGAAGCUCCUCGCCCCCGAGGAGAAGGCGGUCGGCACGGGCUACAUCUAUGGUUACAAGCUCCCCAAAGCCCAUACAACAGCCUUGGGGACCGAUACUGACCGGAUGAUCAAGAUCGGAUACACCAAAAACUGCAAACGGCGCAUGCAGGAGUGGCAGUCCAAGUGCCACUACAUCCCCGACGUCGUCUUCGCCCCCCCGGCUCUGCACUAUAUCAAGCUGGAGAAGGUCGUCCACCUGCACCUUGCCAACGAGCGGCGGUGGGACAUGAAGUGUGCCGGCUGCCGCGCUGAAAACGGGAAGACCACGAACCACAAGGAGUUCUUCGAGGUCGACGCCGAGAAGGCGCGGGCAGUGGUGGGGAUGUGGGCGGCGUGGGCGGACCUCAGGCCGUUCGACCAGGAGGGGCGGCUCACGGCGUACUGGGCGGCGAGGCUGGAUGCGCUGGACCUCGACGACGACGGGUGUUGGGAUAAGUUCGUCCUGGCCAAGGGCAAGACGAAGAAGGCUGGGUCGAAACUGGUGGCCGAUGGCGGGGUCGCUUGA
Molecule: messenger RNA, 1245 nt
Organism: Colletotrichum graminicola M1.001
Lineage: Eukaryota; Fungi; Ascomycota; Sordariomycetes; Glomerellales; Glomerellaceae
Exons: 1
Coding region: 1-1245 (414 amino acids)
Source: RefSeq, a predicted model, not a curated record